AUGAGCACGUAUGGAACCCUGCUGAAGGUCACCUCAUUCGGAGAGAGCCACGGGAAAGCAGUGGGGUGUGUCAUAGACGGGUUCCUGCCAAACAUAGAAAUAAAUUUCGCCCUGAUACAGAAACAACUAAAUAGGAGGAGACCAAAUCAGUCCAAGCUGACAAGUUGCCGAAAUGAAGAGGACAAAUUAAUUGUCCUUUCCGGUUUUGAUGAGAAUAAAUCCUUGGGAACUCCAAUCACUUUUUUAAUUAACAAUGAAGACGUGAAGAAGGAAAAUUAUUCCUCCUUCAUAGAUAUUCCUAGACCCGGACAUGGGGAUUACACAUAUUUUAAAAAAUAUAAUGUAAAGAAUAAAAGUGGAAGUAGUCGUUUUUCCGGGAGGGAGACAGCUACCCGUGUGGCUGCAGGUGCUUGCAUAGAGCAGUGGUUGCAAAAUUAUUACCACUGCACUGUCGUUUGUUAUGUCCAUUCUGUGGGGCAUAUAAAGUUACCUGAAAAAAUCAUCAGAAAUUUCGAACGCAACCCACCGUCGAGGGAUUUAGUUGACACAUAUGGAGCUGUAAAGUACUACCAGAGGAGAGGCACAUUCUGUGACUUCUACGGUAAUGUGUAUAACUCUGAUGGGAAGCUCCUACGGGGGGUAGGAGUUACCAGUGGGGAAUCUGCCCCCACCGAUGGUGCUAUACCAAACGUGCAUGAACGAUUGACCGAUCCAGGUGAGUACACCCUGUUGCAAACGAGGUGUCCACACCCAUUUACGGCAGUACAAAUAUGUUCAUAUAUUUUAAAAUUAAAAGAAGCGGGGGAUAGCGUAGGUGGAAUAGCCACGUGCGUUGUAUAUAACGUGCCAGUAGGCAUUGGAGAACCCAUCUUUGAAAAAAUGGAAGCAGAAUUGGGUAAAAUUAUUCUUUCCAUACCAGCAGUGAAGGGUAUCGAAUUUGGUAGUGGGUUCGAUGGAACAUACAUGCUCGGGUCGGGACAUAACGAUUUGUUCAGCACGUUGGAUGCAUCAGAGGAGAGGUCUUAUCAGAGGGGGUGGACUCUCACUGAUACGCUGGAUAGCAAAAGGGGAGAAAUGACCCAAUUGGGUAGUCAUGCAGGGGGGGGAACUUUUUUCGAAAAAGAUGACUACCAUCGAUCGGACCCACGAAUCGACGAAUCGACGGAUGAAACUUCCCCUCCUGGUGACGAAAAAUUGCUAAUCACAACUAGUAACAACUGCGGAGGCAUCUUAGCAGGAAUUACAACAGGAAAUAAUAUUGUCUUUAGAUCCGCCAUAAAGCCAGUAUCGUCCAUACAAAUAGAAAAGGAAACGUGUAAUUUUUCUGGACAAAAGUGCAAACUGAAGGUAAAAGGAAUGCAUGACUGCUGCAUUUUGCCGAGACUCCCUCCCAUUAUUGAAGCAUGCACUAGUAUUGUAAUUGGAGAUAUGGUACUUCGACAAGUGGCUAAGUAUGGCCAUAGCAAGCUUCCUUCUGUGGGGUGCCUCUCCCGUUCGACGAAGGAGUAA
Molecule: messenger RNA, 1509 nt
Organism: Plasmodium coatneyi
Lineage: Eukaryota; Apicomplexa; Aconoidasida; Haemosporida; Plasmodiidae
Product: Chorismate synthase
Exons: 1
Coding region: 1-1509 (502 amino acids)
Biological process (GO): aromatic amino acid biosynthetic process; chorismate biosynthetic process
Cellular component (GO): cytosol
Molecular function (GO): chorismate synthase activity; FMN binding
Source: RefSeq, a predicted model, not a curated record